AUCGGUUGUGGAUUGCCUGUGAGUGGGGAAGGGGGAAGGGAAGGACGGAAGGGAAGAGGAAAGGGAAGGGGAAAGGGAAGGGGUGGGGGUAGGGGAAGGAAUUGACUCUCGAAACACCCAAAAAAGAAAAAAAAAAUUUGCUGCUGUUGUCGAAUGCUGGAGGAGCUGCUUACUGGAUACUCGGAUGCUGGGAGCCGAACACUGAAGCUGGGAGCCGAUUGCCGAGUGUCGAUUGCCGAGAGUCGAAUGCCAGAGAUCGAUUGCCGAGAGUCGAGUCCUAGGAGUCGAACGCGAUCUACAGUGGCACCUGGCUCCUCAUUGCGAACCCCACCAUGGCAGACCAGACCAGACCAGCAGACAAGGCAUCCAACCGAAAGGACACUACCAUAUUUCUAUGGCGAAAAACCGAAAAGGAUUUCUCCGUCCUCUGAUCUCGCCCGAAGACCGGUUGUGACCAACACCGUUGAACGCCAGACUGGACAGCCCGAAGCAGGGACCGGUUGUAGGCAGCCAGGGUCCACGGGAAAAAGGCUGAGACCAGGACCGACAGAGGCAAGACCAGGACCAGAGGAAGAGCCAGAGCCAAGGGAAGAGCCAGAGCCAGGGGAAGACCAGAGCCAGGGGAAGACCAGAGCCAGGGGAAAACCAGAACCAAGGGAAGAGCCAAGAGAAAGACCAGGAGGACCAAGGGAGUGAAGGAAAAAGAAAAAUGAAGGAAAGAAAGAGUGA
This is a messenger RNA of Zychaea mexicana, 729 nucleotides long. RefSeq lists its product as uncharacterized. The transcript is spliced from 3 exons. NCBI's taxonomy places the organism in Eukaryota, Fungi, Mucoromycota, Mucoromycetes, Mucorales, Lichtheimiaceae. The coding region runs from base 154 to 696 and encodes 180 amino acids. The record is from RefSeq and is a predicted model, not a curated record.